Lacerta agilis (Sand lizard) is the source of this 2765-nucleotide messenger RNA. RefSeq names its product oocyte zinc finger protein XlCOF6-like. NCBI's taxonomy places the organism in Eukaryota, Metazoa, Chordata, Lepidosauria, Squamata, Lacertidae. Gene Ontology annotation, molecular function: DNA-binding transcription activator activity, RNA polymerase II-specific; RNA polymerase II cis-regulatory region sequence-specific DNA binding. The record is from RefSeq and is a predicted model, not a curated record. Gene Ontology annotation, biological process: regulation of transcription by RNA polymerase II. Gene Ontology annotation, cellular component: nucleus.
GAGCAGCGGGCAGUGGCCUGGCGAGUUUCCCCGGAGAGGAGCUGGAUUCCGGUGCAGGGACGGAGCGAGGAGUCAGAGCAGAGUAGUGUGAAAAUGGAAGAGCAGGGGCUGAGAAGACCCAUUCAAAGGGAGAGACUGGAGUCCAAAGGAAAAAGAUCUCCUGCAGGCCAAGAUGAGACCUUCAGAGAUCUUCUGCCUUGUGCAGAUUUAUGUGAAAUUAAGAAGGAGGCAGAGGAGGGGCAGUCACAGCAGCACUGGGAUGCCCAGUGGCAGGAUUUCCUGAAGACGAUGCACCAUCCUCAUUCAAGCUGGGAAACCCCACUGGCUCCCAGUCCUCCCCACUCUGGGGAUGCUGUCCUCCUGGCCUCCUUCAGGGGAGCUGAGGAUGACAGCCAGUGGUCCAGCGGGAGAGCAGGCAGGACAGACCAGACCCUGCCCCCAGACACUGAGGGGCUUCUGGAAAAGGAAUCGUGGCCUGUGGAAGAUGUUGCAAUUAAGUCCCCCAAGUCUGAGCAGGAUCCCUUGGACACAGAGAACAUCCAUCUCUCGGCAAAGGCUGCGGGAGAGAGUGAAGAAGAGGCCAGUUUUCUGGGUCAGGAAGAUGAGGGUCAGAAUUCAUUGGAGCCACCUGUGAAUUUAUUGGGAAGAACAAAAAAACAGUUUAAAUGUAUGGAAUGUGGGAUGUGCUUUAGUCACAGGGGAACACUGAGGAUACACCAACAAAGUCACACAGGGGAGAAACCAUUUGAAUGUAUGCAGUGUGGAAAGAGCUUCAGCGAAAGUAAAACACUUAGAAGACAUCAACAAACUCACAUGGGGGAGAAACCAUUUAAAUGUAUUGAAUGUGGAAAGAGCUUCAGUAAAAAUGAAUCACUUAGAAUACAUCAACGAACUCACACAGGGGAGAAACCAUUUAAAUGUAUUGAAUGUGGAAAGAGCUUCAGUAGAAGUGAUGGACUUAGAACACACCAACGAACUCACACGGGGGAGAAAGCAUUUGAAUGUAUUGAAUGUGGAAAGAACUUCAGUAGAAGUGAAUUACUUAGAACACACCAACGAAUUCACACAGGGGAGAAACCAUUUAAAUGUAUUGAAUGUGGAAAGAGCUACAGUCAAAAUGCACACCUUAGAAGACACCAACAAACUCACACGGGGGCGAAACCAUUUAAAUGUAUUGAAUGUGGAAAGAGCUUCAGUAGAAGUGGAAAACUUAAAGUACACCAACGAACUCACACAGGGGAGAAACCAUUUAAAUGUAUUGAAUGUGGAAAGACCUUCAGUCAAAAUGAACACCUUACAAUACAUAAACGAACUCACACAGGGGAGAAACCAUUUAAAUGUAUUGAAUGUGGAAAGACCUUCAGUCAAAUUGGAGGCCUUAGAACACACCAAGGAACUCACAUGGGGGAGAAACCAUUUAAAUGUAUUGAAUGUGGAAAGAGCUUCAGCCAAAGUGGAAAACUAAAAGUACAUCAACGAACUCACAUGGGGGAGAAACCAUUUAAAUGUAUUGAAUGUGGAAAGAGCUACAGUGGAAGUGGAGACCUUAGAAUACACCAACGAACUCACACGGGGGAGAAACCAUAUAAAUGUAUGGAAUGUGGAAAGAGCUUCAGUCAAAGUGGAAAACUUAAAGUACAUCAACAAACUCACACAGGGGAGAAACCAUUUAAAUGUAUUGAAUGUGGAAAGAGCUUCAGUCAAAGUGGAAAACUUAAAGUACAUCAACGAACUCACACGGGGGAGAAACCAUUUAAAUGUAUUGAAUGUGGAAAGAGCUUCAGUCUAAGUGGAGACCUUAGAAAACACCAACGAACUCACACGGGCGAGAAACCAUAUAAAUGUAUGGAAUGUGGAAAGAGCUUCAGUCAAAGUGGAAAACUUAAAGUACAUCAACAAACUCACACAGGGGAGAAACCAUUUAAAUGUAUUGAAUGUGGAAAGAGCUUCAGUCAAAGUGGAAAACUUAAAGUACAUCAACAAACUCACACAGGGGAGAAACCAUUUAAAUGUAUUGAAUGUGGAAAGAGCUUCAGUCUAAGUGGAGACCUUAGAAAACACCAACGAACUCACACGGGCGAGAAACCAUAUAAAUGUAUGGAAUGUGGAAAGAGCUUCAGUCGAAGUGGAGACCUUAGAAAACACCAACGAACUCACACGGGGGAAAAACCGCUGAAAUGUAUUGAAUGUGGAAAGAGCUUCAGUGAUAGUGGAAACCUCAGAAUACAUCAACGAACUCACACGGGAGAAAGCAUUUGAAUGUAUUGAAUGCGGAAAAUGUCUGCAUUUAAAUGUGUUGAAUGUGGCAAGGGCUUCAGUCAACAUGGACCCCAUAGGAGACACCAGCAAAUUCACACAGUGGGAAAACCAUAUAAAUGUAUAGAAUUUUCCACUCAGUGUUCCCAGAGUUCCUGGGAAGUUAUGAUGACUGUCAAGUCUAUGGAUGUGCAGAAAAUAAUUUAGCAUUGAUUGUUUUUUAUCUUGGGGGCCAUGCUAUUUUGCGACCCUCUCUUUUUCAAGAUGUAUCUGUAGAUUGUUGAUCUGGAUAGCUUGAAAUCUGGCAUUCUGGACUCUCCCCGCAGUUCUGCAUAUUGCUCAGAACUGAGAGCUGGAUCUGGAUUUCCUGUGUCAGUGCAUCAUUCCCACCUACACUUCCGUGGUUAGUGAAUAUUGCUGGUUUGGGUUCCUUUGGACCAGUUGCUAAUAACCUUGUGUUGUUGUUCAAAAUGGUUUUUUUGUGAUAAUGGGUUCUUAAAACUUUAAUA